Messenger RNA from Aureococcus anophagefferens, 2958 nucleotides. RefSeq lists its product as hypothetical. Lineage: Eukaryota; Pelagophyceae; Pelagomonadales; Pelagomonadaceae. The coding region runs from base 1 to 2958 and encodes 985 amino acids. The record is from RefSeq and is a predicted model, not a curated record. The transcript has 4 exons. Gene Ontology annotation, molecular function: protein binding.
AUGCAGCAGUACACGGCGGCGCUCCUCAAGUACGCGGAGCAGACCUGGAAGAUCGAGAAGAAGACGAAGGAGGGGCGCGCGGACUACGCGACCGUCGCGCGGCGGUCGCUGCCCGACGACGAGGCGCUGGCCAAGGUCCACGUGAACCGCGUCGCCGUGCUGUUGAAGAUCAUCGCCAAGAACGACGGCGACGCGCACCCGCUGCCGCCGCCGGCCGAAUCGCGGCUGCCCGCGUUCUCCGCCGCGAAGCCGCUGGACCCCUACAAGCUCGUGCAGAAGUGCUUCCCGUCCAAGUACGACCGCCUCGAGCUUUUGCGAUGCGCUUUACAGGACGCGGAGCGGGCCGUGGCGCUCCACGGGAAGAGCGCGAAGACGCGGUUCCGCCGCGCGCAGGUGCUGCGAUUGUGCGGCCGCGCGACGGAGGCGCACCGCGAGCUGUCCGCCGCGUUCCCCCUCGCGCCCGAGGACCACGUGCUCUGCCUCGAGCUCGCGUCCAUGAACGCGGACUUCCACGUCGCCUACGAGCAGAUCCUGGAGACGAAGCAGGGCAUCCGGCGCGGGCAGCACGCGCUCCGGUGCCUCUUCGGCCGCAAGUUCGAGGAGAUGAAGAACGUGGACCUCAGCCAGAGCAAGCACGGCGACUUCAUGCGCGUCUGGGCCAUGUCCUACCGGAGCGGCCAGCGCGAGGCCCACAUCUGGUCCGUGCUGAAGAAGGUCAUGGUCGCCGCGGAGCAGUCCGCGAUCCCGCGGCUCCGCGAGAAGUUCCCGGACUGCGCGGCGCGCAAGGCCGACGAGCUCACGGAGGAGCUCCACCAGCUGAUCGCGACCAUCGGCUCCGUCGAGUUCCUCUUCCCGGGCUGCUUCGUCGAGGGCGACUGGAUGCCGAAUCUGUUCUUCUGCUUCAUGUGGAACGACACGGACCGCGCGGACUGGGAGGUGAAGAAGGGCAAGAAGGAGAAGAUCAAGCAGAAGGAGGAGCGCCUCGCGCCGGGCACCUUCGGCAAGCGCCUCUUCGAGAAGGUCCUGAACCGCGACAAGACCGUGCUCUUCGACUUCGACGUCGACGACGAGUUCCAGCGGCCGCUCAUCCGCGUCGCGACGCGCCUCUUCCGCUACCAGGUCGUGCUCUCCUUCUGCGUCGAGCUCAUCAAGGAGGUCGUCGGCGAGGCGGGCCACGAGCCCGUCAACGCGCGCGAGGAGCUCAUCAAGGAGUGGAAGCAGCGCGGCCUCUACGUCGAACGAGCCGAGUACAACUACAAACCGCCGCCGAAGCAGAUGCGCCGGGGCUCGACGCCGCCGUCCCCGGCUCGGAGCGCCGCGGGGUCGCUGGCCGACGCUUUGAUGGUCGAGGAGGUGUAUGACGACGACGGGCCGAGCAACCUGGGCCACCCGCUCUUCGACCUCAUGCACCAGGACUUCUUCCUGCCCACGCUCUACGGGCUCAUGGGCCUGCGGGAGUACAAGAGCUGGGCGAACUACGCCAUGUCCUGCUACGGCUUCUCGUCGUUCAUGCCGUUCGUCCAGGACCUCCGGUCCAAGGUCGUGCUCGCGCAGGAGAUGGAGCGGAACGCGGCGCGGGCCUUCGUGCAGACCAUGUCCGCCGUGACGACGCAGCCGUCGUUCCGCGUGCCGCGGCUCCAGACGGAGGCCAUCGGCUGGAUGCGGAUGACGGAGAGCACGUCGCUGUGCACGUCGCGCCACGCGUUCAUGUACGUGUUCUGCAGCUCCUUCCACGAGUCCGUCUUGCUCCUCCCGAGCUUCACGUCGCCCAAGCGCGACGCCGUGUCCGCGUCCAUGUCCUGGAUCCACGAGCUGCGGACCUACCUCGCGAAAGUCGCGAUGCUCGCGCACGGCCGCCGCGAGGUGCUGAACGGGGGGCAGCCGACGAAGUCCAUCGGGAACAUGGCGGACAUCGUGCAGCAGUUCGGCAUGUCGAACUCGACGUGCAUUCUGGGGACCAUCUACUUCGAGCGUUUCUUACGGACGCUCAAGAACUCGCACUUUUUGCUCGUGGACUCGAAGUGGUUCCCCGUGUUCAUGUGCUGCAUGCUUUUGGCGGCCAAGGUCACGGAGGACUCGACGCACGGGCUCAACUGGAAGCUCGCGGAGAUGCUCGCCAAGUACGAGGACAUCGACAGCGACUCCGUGCUCCAGAUGCUCAACCACCUCGAGAGCCUCAUCUUGGAGACGAUCGACUACAACAUGUCCGUGCCCGACGACCUCAAGGUCGAGUUCGAGAAGCAGCCGGCGAAGGUCGUGCACUGGCUGCUGGCGUUUUUGGUUUAUUGCGGCGCGUCGGAGAAGGAGCUCGCGGAGGGGUCGAAGCCGCACCUCGCCUACAUCCGGAGCGUGCACCGCGUGCCCUUCAUGAAGGACUUUUUGGACCGGUCCGUCCAGUUCCUCAACUCGCAGAACGACCUGGGCACCAUGGACAUGCACGGCGUCUUUGAAAACUUGCGGUUCAGCUUCGAGUCCAUCGGCUGGGUCUCCGCGAAGCACGUCGCGCACUACGCGUGGAUCUUCUUCGUGAUCUUCGGCGCGACGCGCGUCAUCUUCCGCAUCAUCUACGGCUACGGCUGCGCGUCGAACUGGGCCUGCGGCAUGCGCAUGGAGAACACGACGGUGUGCAUUUUGGUCGCGGGCGCGUCGAUCAACGCGCUCUGCACGAAGCGGCUCGUGUCGGACAUCGACAGCCUGCGCGCGUGGCUCGUCGCCGCGACGGACAUCUCGGAGAUGUACACCGAGGGCGGCAAGGGCGGGCUCGUCAUCGAGGAGACCGAGUUCGUGCCCCGCUGGGAGACGCAGGUCACGGAGUCCAUCACGCCCUUCGUCGACGCGCUCCGGAGCAGGACGCUCUCCGCGGCCGAGAGCCUCAAGAACUCGGCGAAGAAGCGGCCGUCCCAGACCAAGGCCACCUUCGUCGCGAGCCUCAAGGAGACACUCUUCCCCUUUUUGUGA